Molecule: messenger RNA, 486 nt
Organism: Striga hermonthica
Lineage: Eukaryota; Viridiplantae; Streptophyta; Magnoliopsida; Lamiales; Orobanchaceae
Source: the annotation of a GenBank genome assembly
AUGUCGAUGGAGAUGUCAUCCGAACGCGUUUGCUACGUCCAGUGCAAUUUCUGCAACACCAUUUUAGCGGUUGGUGUACCAUGCGGUGUGUUGAACUUGAGCAUGGCGACGGUUAGAUGUGGUCACUGUGCCAAUUUACUGUCUGUAAAUAUGGGAGCUUUGAUUCACCAGUCGCUUAUUAAUAAUAAUCCCCAACCUUUCCAGGCUAAUCACGCUGCUAAGGAUAGCCAUGGCUCAUCUUCAAAGUGCAUUAGGUUUGCUGAAAAUGAACAGCCCAGGACUCCCCCAAUACGCCCCCCUGAGAAACGGCAGCGUGUUCCAUCAGCAUAUAAUCGUUUCAUAAAAGAGGAAAUUCAGAGGAUAAAGGCUAGCAAUCCACAAAUUAGUCACCGGGAAGCCUUUAGCGCUGCUGCGAAAAAUUGGGCACAUUUUCCUCAUAUUCAUUUUGGACUAAAGGUAGAUGCCAACAAACAAGCUAAGCCAUAA